UGUUAACGAAUAGUUAGUGAAAGGCACAAUCACCCCCGAACGGUUUGCCCGUUGUGCCUUUGCUUGCUUUAGUUAGCAUCCCGAGUGAUGCUCCCCACUAACACGAUCCCACCUCAGGUAGUCUCGUCUGCAAGGAUAACGGCUUGUUGAGUGGGUGUGCAAGAAUUUUGCCAUCACUCCCCUACAGUGCGCUGAAGACGCCGCUUAGAUGGCACACCUCCUUUCUGCCCGAUAUGAGAAGAUUGAUAGCUCUUCGCCUGACUUAUCAUUCCAAAGACGCCGGAGUAAUAAUCUCCUGCUUGCACAUGUGAGAGAAAUCUAUCCACGGAGAUCCAUUCUUGGAGAGUGUCUCGGGUUUCAUCCUGCACUAGUAUACUCGACAUAACGAUCUCGAUUUCCUGUAUCUUCAGCGUCCAGUGAGGGAGGAGCCGAAAGCAAUGGAUUCAUUUGACCUUAUCGUCAUCGGCACAGGCUGGUACGGCUUAGCUGCUGCCAAAACAUACAUUGAGCUGCAUCCAUCUGAGCAUGUGGCAAUUCUCGAGGCCAACUCCUCCAUGGGAGGUGUUUGGGCCGAGGAUCGUCUGUAUCCCGGACUGAAAUCCAACAACAUGUUGGGCACUUAUGAGUACCCUGACUUUCCGAUGGAUGAGGCUACCUAUGGAGUAAAGCCUGGUCAGCACAUUCCGGGGACUGUUCUGCACCGCUAUCUCAACGACUAUGCCAAGGAAUUUGGUGUCUACGAGCGCACUCGCUUCAACACGAAAGUCGACUCUGCACAAUCCACGGAGAAUGGAGGCUGGCUCCUCAAAACAUCAUCUUCCGAAAACAGAACCUUCGAGACUAAAAAGUUGAUAGUGGCCACAGGUCUAACCUCUCAGCCUUACAUUCCGCAAGUCCCUGGUAUGCCGGAUUUCAAGGGUUCCUUGUUUCAUGUCAGAGAUUUCGCAAAGAAGGCGGCAACGCUGAAGGAAGCUAAGAAUGCUGUUGUUGUUGGAGGUGCCAAGUCCGCUUGGGACGUAGCAUACGCCUAUGCCGAAGCUGGAGUCCAGGUCGACAUGGUCAUUCGCAAGUCGGGGCAUGGGCCUGUCUGGAUGGCCCCUCCCUAUGUUACUCCUCUCAAGAAGUGGCUCGAGAAACUUGUUCACACGCGAUUCCUGACGUGGCUCAGUCCAUGCAUCUGGGGUGACGAAGAUGGAUAUUCUAGCAUUCGACACUUCCUCCAUGGAACCUUUGCCGGGCGAGCUAUCGUUAGCACAUUUUGGAAAAUCUUGGGUAGCGACGUCGUUGCGCUCAACAAGUACGACUCGCACCCGGAACUGAAGAAACUGAAGCCGUGGGAUCCCGCAUUCUACGUUGGAAGCUCUUUAAGCAUUCACAACUACCCUACUAGCUUCUUCGACCUUGUCAGGGAAGGAAAAGUGAGAGUCCACAUCGAUGAGAUCACCGGCUUUGGAGCCAACUCUAUCAGCCUGGCAUCAGGCGAAACUCUCAAGGCCGACGUGGCCGUGAUGGCCACUGGGUGGAAGAAGGAGCCUUCCCUCGACUUCUUGGGAGGCACGGAGACCGAGGUUGGACUGCACCACUCACCAUCCGACUUGGAGGAUUUGACCAAAGAAGCCGAUUCCGAGAUCCUCAAGCAAUUUCCGAGCCUCAAGACCCAGCCAGAAAGGAAACGUGAACUCGAGGAUGCGAUAGCCGAGAGGAUGAACCAGCCUUUGCGAAUGUACCGGUUCAUGGUUCCCCCAGCCAUGGUUUCAAAGCGCAACCUGGCCUUUGCCGGGAUGUUGUCUUGCAUCACAACUUCUGUAGUUGCGACUGUCCAAGCAAUCUGGAUCUCCGCCCUCUUCGACGGCACAUUGGACAGACUUCCCGCCUCGGAAGAAGACAUCAAGUGGCAAACCGUCCUACACAGUCAAUUCGGUCGGUGGCGAUAUCCCAUCGGUUAUGGUCCCAGAUUCCCGGACUUUGUAUUUGAUGCUGUUCCGUAUGUCGACAUGUUGAUGCGGGAUAUGAAUCUGGACUCACAUCGUAAGGCUGGUAAAAUGGCGGAUAUGUUUGACCCGUACGGACCUGAAGAUUAUGUCGGCUUGAUCGAUGAGUGGAAAAAGGGUCAUGAGGGAAGCCGAGCACCUCAACUUUAGUAGUAGCCGUGAAGAGUCUGCCCAACUGCUUGGAGGUUCUGUAGCGACAUCGUGUCAAAUACCAUAACUCUCGGAAACCAUAUCCAGCAGGGUCUGCACCCUUACCAGGCAAUGUUCACUUCAGGCUUCACGACCUCGUGUUGGCUCUUCGCCCAUUGUUACGUCCUGUCUAGAGGCUUCACAAAGGUUCAGUAGAUACUGCUUAGGUGUUGUUGGGUCCUGUAACAAUGACU
Molecule: messenger RNA, 2374 nt
Organism: Exophiala xenobiotica
Lineage: Eukaryota; Fungi; Ascomycota; Eurotiomycetes; Chaetothyriales; Herpotrichiellaceae
Exons: 2
Coding region: 438-2141 (567 amino acids)
Source: RefSeq, a predicted model, not a curated record